AUGUUUUAUACGACAAAUCUGUUGGUAACUAUAGUGGCGACGGCUCUGGUAGUGAUACUAUUACUGGACGUGACUUCGGCUCAAAUCACUUUCUCAAAGGACUGGCGUCCGGGCGGUAAACGUGCCGUUGAUAACUAUGGCUGUCAACAAAUGGCCGAUUUGGCCGUUAUUAAGAUACGGGAACUCAUCAGGAAGGGUCCUAUAUUUAUGUAUAUAAUGGUGACUAAAUCAGCUCAAGCGGCUUACUAUAGGACAAGAGAAUCAUUGAAUAUUCUUCACUGCGAGUCCGACAAUCAUAUGACUGCACCCAACGAUUCGGUCAAAUAAUUGGUUAUCAUUUGAUUGCAUAUUAUUUAUGUCUCUAAUAAUUAUUAUAUAAAUUGUC
This is a messenger RNA of Medioppia subpectinata, 385 nucleotides long. NCBI's taxonomy places the organism in Eukaryota, Metazoa, Arthropoda, Arachnida, Sarcoptiformes, Oppiidae. The record is from the annotation of a GenBank genome assembly.